AUGGAGAUCUCAGCAAUAACCCUGUCUCUUCCAAAAUCCCCACCUUGUCUUCCCUUCUCUUCUUCACAAUCCACCUUCUUUAACACCACUGCCUUCUUCAACAAAACCAGCAAGUCCUGUAAUUCUCUGGUUCUUGGCAAAACAAGACGUAGAAGUCAGAGGGCUAAAAGGGGUCUAACUUGCAAUGCUUUGUUUGGUCUAGGAGUUCCCGAAUUGGUUGUUAUUGCUGGAGUGGCUGCUUUGGUUUUUGGGCCCAAGAAAUUGCCUGAAGUGGGAAAGAGUAUUGGCAAGACUGUCAAAAGCUUCCAACAGGCCUCAGAACUUUGCAUUCAGCCCUGUGCAAAGAAUGUUCUUGGGCUGGUCAAUGAAACUUUUAAAGCAGCAAAAGAGUUUGAGUCUGAGCUUAAAAAGGAACCUGAUUCUGUAUCAGAGACACCUGGAGAGCACCCUACAGCAAUCAGUGAAGAGAAGAAACCAAACGCUGAAGUCUCUAGCUCUAAGGAGAGUAGAUGCAAACAAGUCAUUUCUCUCCCUCCAAAAGGCACCUGGAUGGACAAUACACCACUAGGGCCGGGGAGCUCCGAACCCAUGCUAAAAGGGACAAUACCUCUUAGGCUGAUGAUGUUUGGUUCACGGAAUCUGACUUUCCUCUCGAAAACCAUUAUUUAUCAGGAAUUUGAGAACUUGACAGUUAUGAGAGUAGAAACAGAUGAAUUAGGAAAUCCUCCACCUGAAGGGCUAGGAGAUGAUUUCUUUGAGCAGAUCUUGGCAGUGCAGACACCUGGUUAUGGUGGUGGUGGUGGUGGUGAGGUUAUGGGGUCCACCAGCCUGCCCAUGAUGGGGUUGCAGUUAGGGUCCAGUGCUGCUAAUGUUGGGUUAAUGAGGAGUAGUGCUAACAACAAUAUGGGAAUGAUGCCUUUAGGGUUGAACUUAGAGCAUCAUGGGUUCUUAAGGCAACAGCAAGAUGAUAGCAGUAGUUCUUUAGAUACCAACAACAGCAAUAAUAUCAAUAAUGCUUCUCCUUCUUCUAUCACUUCUGGACUAUUGGGGAGAGAUUCUGUGCACAUGACAAGCAUGUUUCCAACGUUUGGACAAUUGCAUCUUCAUCCAUCAAUCCGGCCUACAGCACCACCUCCUGGACCAACUCAAAUUCACCAGUUCAAUAGCCACCCAACAUCAGCUGUACCACAACCGCCUGGCAUACGGCCAAGGGUGCGAGCAAGACGGGGGCAAGCCACCGAUCCACACAGUAUUGCUGAGCGGCUGCGAAGAGUAAGAAUCACGGAGAGGGUGAAGGCUUUGCAGGAAUUGGUUCCCACCUGCAACAAGACGGAUAGGGCAGCGAUGCUUGAUGAAAUUGUGGACUAUGUGAAGUUUCUAAGACUCCAAGUCAAGGUUUUGAGUAUGAGCAGACUAGGUGCAGCAGGCGCUGUGGCUCAGCUCGUAGCUGAUGUACCACUAUCCUCAGUCCAGGGAGAGGGCGUUGAAGGAGGAGCCAAUCAGCAAGCUUGGGAAAACUGGUCAAAUGAUGGCACUGAACAAGAAGUAGCUAAGUUGAUGGAAGAAGACGUUGGAGCUGCCAUGCAGUUCCUUCAAUCCAAGGCACUGUGCAUCAUGCCCAUAUCACUUGCUUCAGCAAUCUUCCGAGCACGCCCACCUAACGCACCAACAAUCGGAACUUUAUGGGCCAAGUCGUGGAGCUUAGAGCUUGUACCACUUGUCAGAUGCAAGCUCUGUUUAAAAAUGGAAAGAAUUAUCAGAGAACAUAGCUUUUUAGACCUAACAGGAAGACUGGUCUCAGUUUCGGGUUCAACUGGGCUACAACAGAAAACUCAAUCUAAAGUAUCAAAAUACUCCUUCGGCCCAAAACUUAAACUAAGAAAAAGGACCCAGUUUGGCUCAAGACUCCAUCCCAGAACAUUCCUUAAUGUUUGGGUGGGUCAGGAGUGGCCAGGCUUUCAUCAGUCUUAG
Dovyalis caffra is the source of this 1971-nucleotide messenger RNA. NCBI's taxonomy places the organism in Eukaryota, Viridiplantae, Streptophyta, Magnoliopsida, Malpighiales, Salicaceae. The record is from the annotation of a GenBank genome assembly.